Sclerotinia trifoliorum is the source of this 1095-nucleotide messenger RNA. Lineage: Eukaryota; Fungi; Ascomycota; Leotiomycetes; Helotiales; Sclerotiniaceae. The record is from the annotation of a GenBank genome assembly.
UCACUCGACAAUUGCCUUCUAAAAUUCUUUUACACGAAUAACAAACCAGUUGUCCCUUUUAUCAUCCUCCUCACCUUAAAACGAACAAUACACUAAACUUCACUACUUCAGAUAUGGGGAAAGACCUGCACCAAUCAAUGACACCAAGCAUCGCCACCAAUCCGACACAAAUUAGUACCUCGCCUUCAAAGGUCCAUUUUAAAAACACAAAAGGACAAGCAUGGCAGCAGUAACGCCUGCGAGGAAGCAACUUGUACCAGACGAGAUUUUUCUUCGAAUAAUCGAGCUUAGGGUAGAAGCCAGCGACGAGAAAGCAAAUAGGCCUACCAUAGUUUGCCUCGGCCUGACUGCACGUAUCUGCUGGAAAUUCCUGCAAACCCAAUACCAGAUGCAAAUGAAGUCAGCUACCUCAUCAUGUUUUCCAACAUCUUUGGACGAGCCUUUUCUGGAUCAACGUGCCAUGAGGCAACUCAUAACAAUGCUGACGACAUGGGUUGGUCCUGAUUAUCGCCGGGUUCCAGAACUAUUUAUCAACGAGACGUCUGGCUGCCAGAUUAUGUUCUUGCGGCGAGAAGUAUACGGAGACAAAUUUGAUGGCGAUCGAAUCCAUGUCGAAGAAGGUGCUUUAAUCAACAGACUUCGAUUUUGGAAAAGGUUUCCAAUAGCAGAGUGGCACAGCUUAGUCCCUUUCCGCUCGCCCAUACUCAAGACGUUGUCAUAUCCGUAUGGAAUGGGUAGGGAAUGGUAUCCGACAGCGGCACGAGAAUUCAAGAAUAUUGUGAUGUGUUAUUGGAAAGACUUUAUGGAUAGAGACUAUCAUUCUUGGGCUACUUGGAAUGAAGAACAAAACAUGUUUUGGAUGGGUAUCGCAGCAGUUGCUUGUGGGUGUGGGUAAAGAAAAAUGACGAGAGAGACACACCUGAGACAAAGAUGGUGAAAGAGCAGUUACGAGAGUUUGAGGCGAGAGUUUGUAGAAAGUUUAAACAUCCGUGGUAGCAUCUAUGCAAUUUGAAUAUAGCGGAACAGAGAAUUGGGCGAGUGACGAUGAAUGAGAGGUAGUAUUGGAGAUCCGUGGCGGUUCAGAUAAAAUUGGCA